ACCUUCGCUUUGACGGGGGAUUCUGCGCACAACCAAGCCAUGGUGCACUGGUCUGGGCAAAAUAGCAGCGUCAUUCUCAUGCUGACGAAGCAUUUUGACUUCAACCUUGGCAGUGUCACUGAAAGUUCCCUGUGGAGGUCAACAGACUAUGGAGCCACUUACGAGAAACUUAAUGAAAAAGUGGGAGGGAAAACAAUUCUGAGCUACUUGUACGUCAGUCCAAAUAACAAAAGAAAGAUCAUGCUGCUGACUGACCCCGAGGUUGAGAACAGUCUGCUGAUCAGCCUAGACGAGGGGGCCACCUACCAGAAGUACCGGCUAAACUUCUACAUCCUCAGCCUGCUGUUCCACCCUCAGCAGGAAGACUGGAUCCUGGCCUACAGCCACGACCAAAAGCUUUACAGCUCCGUGGAAUUUGGAAGAAAGUGGCAGCUUGUUCAUGAGAAGGUGGCGCCGAAUCGAUUUUACUGGUCAAAAAUGGGAUUGGACAGCGAAACUGGAUUAAUUCACCUGGAAACCAGGAUCUCAGAAGGACAAUCUCAAUACGUUACCUGCCCAGUCCAGAACUGCACAGAAGAGAACAAAGGCAGACCUUUUCCAGGAUACAUUGACCCCAAUUCCCUGGUGGUUCAGGACGAAUAUGCAUUUGUACAGGUGUCAACCAGGGGACAGACGGUGUACUAUGUCUCAUACAAAAGGAAUGCUUUCACACCCAUCAAGCUCCCGAAAUAUACAUUCCCGAAGGAUUUGCAUGUGAUCAGCACUGAUGAAAACAGAGUGGUGGCAGCAGUUCAGGAGUGGAAUCAGAAUGACACCUACAACCUGUACGUGUCGGACACGGGAGGGGUCCUCUUUACUCUGGCUCUGGAGAGCGUCAUGAGUAGCAUGGGGCCCGAGGGCAAUGUGAUGAUUGAUCUCUAUGAGGUAGCAGGGGUAAAAGGAAUGUUCUUGGCAAACAAAAAGCUUGAUAACCAAGUGAAGACCUUUAUCACCUACAACAAGGGCAGAGACUGGAAUUUACUGCAGGCACCUGCUGCAGACCUAAGAGGAAACGCCAUCAACUGUGUGCUGCCGUACUGCUCGCUCCACCUGCACCUGCACGUGUCAGACUACCCCUACUCCUCUGGAAACAUCGCCAGCAAAGACUCGGCCCCAGGGAUCAUUGUGGCAUCAGGCUCCAUAGGGUCUGAGUUGACUAUGAUGAAUGUUACGAUGUUCAUUACCUCCGAUGCUGGGAAUACCUGGAGUCAGAUAUUUGAAGAGGAGUACAGUGUGCUGUAUCUUGACAAAGGCGGAGCACUUGUAGCGAUUCGACACACACCAUUACCCAUCAGACAUCUCUGGCUCAGUUUUGAUGAAGGAAGGUUCUGGAACAAAUACAGCUUUACUUCCUCCCCGCUUUUUGUGGAUGGCGUCUUGGGAGAACCGGGAGAGGAGACUCUCAUAAUGAUAAUCUUUGGUCACGUCAGCCAUCGGUCUGAAUGGCAGCUGGUCAAAAUUGAUUUCAGGUCCAUCUUUAACAGGAGAUGCACUGAAGAUGAUUACCAGACAUGGCACCUGCACAAUCUGAAACAGGUGUGUUCUUUACAGGGGGAACCUUGUCUCAUGGGAGUGAAGAGAAUUUACCGGAAACUCAAGCCCACUGCGAGAUGCGUGAUGGGAAAGGAUUACUCCGUCACCAUGACAUCAGAACCAUGUGACUGCACCGAGUCGGACUUUGAAUGCGACUACGGGUACGAGCGGAAAAGUGGAGGGAAAUGUACGCCUGCCUUCUGGUUCAGUCCGUCCUCCAUGUCCAGAGUCUGCACCACUGGAAAAAGUUUCCGAAACAGCACGGGUUACCGGAAGGUUGUGUCUAAUAACUGCACUAGCGGAGUGUUGGAGCGCUACACUGCCAGGACGCAGAAGUGCGCGGCCCAGGCUCCUCGUGGCCUCCGUCUCGUCACCAGCGAAGGAAAGCUCACAGCCACACGGGGCAGUAACGUCACCUUCCUGCUAUUUCUGGAGGAGGGCGACGGAUCAAAGACGAGCAUCAUGGUCGACUUCGGAGACGGAAACGCCGUGUCCUACUCCAACAUCAGCUCGAUUGAGGACGGGGUCAAGCACGUCUACAGGAGUGUGGGGAUUUACCGAGCGUCUGCCACGGCCGAGAACGCCCUGGGCUCGGACCGCGUCACGCUCUACCUGCACGUGACGUGGCCUUUGGAGCGGAUCCAUCUCUCGGCUCCACUGGUGGUGGCGACAGGGAGAGAGGUCAACCUCACCACGGUCCUGUGGCCCAGUCACGUGGGCACGGCCACCUUCAUAUGGUGGUUCGCCAACCACACCGAGCCACUCAUCACUCUAGAAGGCAGUGUUGCUUUUACGUUUCCGAAGGGAGGAUCCACCACCGUGACAGUUCAGGUCGUGGCCGGGAGUGUGAUUUUGCAGGAUAAGAAAACCAUCGCUGUCCACGAGUAUUUCAGGUCUCAUCUCUUAGCAUUCUCCUCAAACCUUGACGAGCACAACCCGGAUGUGGCUGAAUGGAGGUUGGACAUCAGCAGAGUCAUCAAAAGCUCCAUGGUCCAAGCCACAGGCGUGAGUGAGAAGCAGCUUCUGGUCACAGUCCUGCCUGGUUUACCCACAGCAGCAGAGAUGUUUCUUCUUCCUGAUAAAGAGCUAGCAGAGGUGGAGGAGGAGAGAACCACAGAACCCCUUGAUCAGCUGUCUGAGGUCUUGCUCGGAGCCCUGAAUCAAAACCGUAUAGAGUUCACUCUGCGGCCAGGAGUUCAGAUCACAGUAUAUGCCACGCACUUAUCAGUGGCACCACUUGUGGACUCCAGUGAAAGACAAAAUGGCUCUGCAGUUCUUCUGCUUCUCUCAGUGGUGUCUGUGGGCUUCACCAUGUUCAUCAUCUAUAAAUUCAGAAGGAAGAUCCCAGGCCUCCGGUACUACGCACAAAUGCAGAACGAAAAAGAACAAGAAGUGAUACGUCCUGUCGGCACCAUGGCAACCACCGCCAGCACUCCGAAGGAGCUGCCGACUUCAUUGGAACUCCUGGACACUGAGCAGGACGCACAGGCCAUAGGAUACCUUCCAUCUCACCUUAACACGAAGUUCUCAAAGGAACCUCUGUCAUGUGUAACUGUUUGAAUUCUGGACUCCAAUCAAUAUCUCCAGUGAUAAUGUGAACAUUGACUCUUCAGAAACAAAGGUUUUGAGCUUUAUUCCUGUCGACAUUUGGAUAUCACUGGCGACAAUUGUGCUCUGAGGGAACCAGAAGAUCCUGUAUAAGCGUUUUGCUUUUUAUAACAUGUCUAUUCAAAUAUACAACUUUUGGUUACAUGUAUUCAUAAAAGAGUCAUGUGAUGUUCUCAGUCGAGGGCUGACGCUUAGUUUGCCUCCAUAGCUCUUACAUCCGCUUUAUUCAUGUUUACGCCAACAAUAUAAAUUCACUAUUUAUUCAUGUUUAUACUGUAUAUUUAAAUACAAAGAGGUAAUAAAGUCACUUUUUUGGUAAAUCAUAAAUAUGUGAAUAUGUGUUUAAUAACAAAUUUAUUCAGAAAAAAAGAGAUAUGCUUAAUAUCUAGAUUGCAUCUGAGACAGAUCAUACAGUUGUCAUCCAUUUUGUAUGAGUUGUAAUUUUGCUCCUAAUACUUUUGUGUUUUCUUCGUUUUGUUUCUCACAUUGUUUCUCACAUUCAAAUUAUCUGAGUUUUCAGUGCAAUAUGCUUUAUACUUUGUGUGAACAGAGUUGUAUUUAUUAUGGUCAGAUAACAGAAAGUAUGCUACAGAAGGAAAUGAGUGGUGGUAGCCGCUCUGUUAGCAUUUUUAUUUUUCACAUUCAAUUGAUCCCAGUAAAAAACGUCCUUAACAUUGCCGUUUUUUUCAAUGCACUUAAAAUUCUGUUAGAUUUUUUGUUAUAAAUUUGCAUACAAAAAAUGGCUGUGGAUUAAACCUGCUGCUGAAUUUAUUUUGAGUCAGUGUUAAUGGUGAUUGAACCCAGCAAUUGAAAUGAAUCUCUCUAGGUUAGGCAGUAAAGAUCAGGCCAGUACAUAUGACAUUACGUUACAUUUAUUUCGCUGACACUUUUAUCCAAAGCGACUUACAGUUGAUUAGACCAAGCAGGGGAUAUACUGUAGGCCUAAUCUUCGUGUUAAGAGGAGAUUCUGCAGGACAUUAUGACAGAUGUCCUAUUGAAAUGAACAGUCCCUGUACUCAUUUUCUUAUCAGUCUUUAAGGUUACACCAGCAUCUGUUUCAGAGGAUCCAGAUUCAUGGUGAAUGGUAAAUGGAUUAAUUCAUCGGGACACCUCUAUGACAGAAUUCUGCUUAUUUACUGUAUGACCUUGUUAUUUACUGUAUGGGCACUCGUGAUUGAAAGGUUCCCCACAACAUGGUCCAAGCUCACACUUAUACUUUCAGAAAAUAUAUAUUUAUUUAUACAAGGAGAAAACCAAUUAUGUUAUAUGCAUAUAUGCUCAUUGAGCACUUUAUUAGGUUGACCUGUACACCAGCUUGUUAAUGCAAAUAUUUAAUCAGGUUAUCACGUGGCAGCAGCUAAAAGCAUAAAAGCAUGCAGGUUCAGCUGUUUCAGACCAAAUGUCAGAAUGGGAAAUGAAAGAAAUGUGAUCUAAGUGAGUUUGACUGUGGAAUGAUUAUUGGUGCCAGACAGGCUGGUGUGAAUAUCUCGGAAACUGCUGGUCUCUAGAGUUUGCCGAGAAUGGUGCAAAAAACUAAAAACAUCCAGUGAGCAGCAGUUCUGCGGGCAAAAACACAUUGUUAAUGAGAGAGGUCAGGGGAGAAGGGCCAGACUGGUCAAGGCUGAAAGGAAAGUAACGCAAGUAACUACACGUUACAAAGAAAAGUGUCUCGGAACACGCAAAACUCUAAACCUCUUCAGUGGAUAGGCUACAACAGUAGAAGACCAAUAAGUAAAAUAAUAAAUACCUAAUAAAGUGCUCAGUGAGUGUAUAAUGGCUUUUCUUCAAAUAAAACGCCACAACAUUCCUUUAGUUCAGACGGUUACUGCAAAGUGUGUUUUUCUAGAUUUGCAAAUUGAAUGUGUUGAUUGCAUAUGAUUGCAUAAGCAAAUGAAUAUGAUUGAAACGUAUUAUCAAAAUAAUCAUGGAUAUUAUCCAGCUUAUUAGAUACACCGAUACAUUCAAAGUGAUGCCAAUGUGUAAAUAACCCCAGGACUUUUGCAGGACAGUUGCAUUUUGUCUCCAACCAUAUAUUUAAUUUAUCAUACAUUUUUUGUAAAUAAUGGAUAUCUGUCACUUUACAUUUUUAUAGAUGUACAGUGUUUUGUUUGGAUUAAAACAUGUUUGUUUGAUUAAAACACUUUCCAUGCAUAAUUGUUUCUGUUAAUUACACUUGAAAUCUUAUUUAUUAAACAGACCAAUUAUGUUA
Messenger RNA from Conger conger (European conger), 5389 nucleotides. RefSeq names its product VPS10 domain-containing receptor SorCS1-like. The record is from RefSeq and is a predicted model, not a curated record. Gene Ontology annotation, molecular function: protein binding. Bases 40 to 3132 code for a protein of 1030 amino acids. The transcript is spliced from 27 exons. NCBI's taxonomy places the organism in Eukaryota, Metazoa, Chordata, Actinopteri, Anguilliformes, Congridae. Gene Ontology annotation, biological process: post-Golgi vesicle-mediated transport. Gene Ontology annotation, cellular component: Golgi apparatus; membrane.